Molecule: messenger RNA, 915 nt
Organism: Adineta steineri
Lineage: Eukaryota; Metazoa; Rotifera; Eurotatoria; Adinetida; Adinetidae
Source: the annotation of a GenBank genome assembly
AUGGGUUGGCAAUUAUCCGAUUUAACUAGUGCAGUAUAUGAUUCAAAACGUCGAGAAUUUUUAGGUAGAGAUGGAGCUAAAUGGCUAAAAUUAAGUACUUUUUAUUGCUUUUACUACAUUGGUUCGGUGGGAUUUUUUUGUACCAUGGUGGCUAUACUAAUGGGAAUAACACCGCAUGAUCGUCCACGUUAUUCAGGAGAAUCAUCAAGUAUGGAAACUCGUUCGAAUCCACUUUCACCCGGUCUUGGAUUUCGACCACAACCAACUACAAAAAAUGAUAGUAGUCUUGUUUUUGUUAAUACUAAUGAUUAUGAAUCGGAUCCUUAUAUUCAAAAUCUUGAUCAAUACCUUAGAAUUUAUUAUUGGAAUAAUAAUCAUUCUGCGGAAGUAAAUAAAUUUACAAUUGAUAAUCCAGGUAGUUGUACGCCUAAUAAUCAUUAUGGAUUUUCUAAUGGAACACCAUGUAUACUCGUUAAAAUGAAUAAAAUUGUUGAUUUUGAACCACGUCCAGGCCAUAAAUUAGAAGAUAAGGAUGCAUAUAAAGCUGCUGGAUGUCAACCAGGUCCUAACGCUAUUGCUGUUCACUGCUAUGGAGAAUAUCCAAUCGACGUUGACAAUAUUGGUGGUAAUAUAACAUAUAUAUCAGAAAAGAAUCGCGAUCAUAAAUGUGGUUCGCUUGAAACAAAAUGGUUUCCUUAUACAGGUAAGCAACAACGUCGGAAUGUAUAUCAAGCACCAUAUGUAUGGGUUCAAUUUAAUAAUCCUAAACCAAAUGUAUUAAUCAAUGUGAUUUGUCGAGUAUAUGCCGAGAAUAUUAUUUUUGAUAAAAAAAAAGGACAAGGUUCAACACGUUUUCAAAUCUAUGUCAAAGAUUUACCACGUCAUAAAUUAUCAAAACAAAAUCAAAAGAUAUAA